Messenger RNA from Amoebophrya sp. A120, 600 nucleotides. The record is from the annotation of a GenBank genome assembly. NCBI's taxonomy places the organism in Eukaryota, Dinophyceae, Syndiniales, Amoebophryaceae.
GGCGGAGGAUUAUCUGUGCAGCAGCAACCGGAAGGUCACGAACAUUUCCUUCGAACGCGUCACGCCGUCCUCCGUCUUACUGGAGGUUCAUGCCGUCGCCACUGCAGGUGGUCUGCAAGGAAGCAGCAGUGUCGGCCCCGCUCUGGAUGCCUGCGACCGGGAGUUGCGGGUGCGGGUAUUAGGUGGUCUAUGUAUUGAGAGUGGGGCAAAUCACCGCAAUUGCUGUCACGCCACACGGUGGAGUUCUAAGAUCAGCAGGGUUAUCUCUUAGCUGGCGCGGUGGUCCAAUUUUGCAUGACAAACCAAGUUCGGACUUUGCAUGACAGAUCAUGAUCAAGGAGGCGGCGACUUUUGCAUGACAAACCAAGCUCGCGCCGCAGCGGCAAUUCGCAAGAACGCCCGUACGCAUGACAAACACGCGCUUGAGGUGUUGGGAGGAUCUCCUUGGGCGUGACAGCCUGUUGGGUGUGUCGCCCCAUUCUUGGGGUGGAUAAGUCUUCGGGUCGAGCGCAGUUUCCCGCCACCAGGUCGAUGUUAUUGCUGCGCGAGAACCCAGAAAGGAGGCAGAGUUCGAUCCCGGGGCGGACCCCGAGACACGGG